AUGGUUUUGUCUCUCUUUAGUGGCGAGGGCGUGUUCCCAGGGCGCCUCCCCCAGUCCGCGGGGACGGGGGCGCGCGAAGCUCGAGCACUCCGCGGCCUGUUCCCGCGACGCUUUGAUUGUCGCCGAGCCUGUGGGGCUCGCGCUUGUUCGGUCGCGAUUCGGUCUGACGAGUUGAACGCGGCGGCGGGCGGGUACACCGGCUCGCCGUGGCCGCCGCUGGAGCUCGACCCGGUCGGAUGGGGAAGGAAACUAUACCCCACUGGAGCCCCCAGGUCAUCAGGGGGCCUAAUGUUCGGGCUUCAUCAGGAGGGGGUCCACGCUCAGCCUCGAGGGCCAGUCACCUCGCUGAAGGAAGAACCUCUCACCAGGGCUUGGAUGACACCGACUUCACUAGUAGACAAUACAAAUACGGUGGGUGUUGGCCGCGCACACUUCGAGAAACAACCGCCAAGCAACCUGCGCAAGAGCAACUUCUUUCACUUCGUAGUUGCUUUAUACGAUCGAGCUGGACAACCCGUGGAAAUAGAACGAACAGCUUUUAUAGGGUUCAUCGAAAAGGAUCAGGAAGCGGAAGGCCAAAAGACAAACAACGGUAUCCAGUACAGAUUACAGUUACUUUACGCUAAUGGUAUUCGACAGGAGCAGGACAUUUUCGUUCGAUUGAUAGAUUCCGUCACGAAGCAGCCCAUCGUAUAUGAAGGUCAAGACAAAAAUCCUGAAAUGUGCAGAGUCCUUCUCACGCAUGAAGUUAUGUGCAGUCGGUGCUGUGAUAAGAAAAGUUGCGGCAAUAGAAACGAAACGCCAUCAGACCCUGUUAUCAUAGAUCGAUUUUUCUUAAAGUUCUUCUUAAAAUGCAACCAGAAUUGUUUGAAAAAUGCCGGCAACCCGCGAGAUAUGAGACGAUUUCAGGUGGUAAUCUCGACGCAAGUGAUGGUAGAUGGUCCUCUGCUAGCAAUAUCGGACAACAUGUUUGUUCACAACAACAGCAAGCACGGUAGACGUGCAAAGAGAUUAGACCCAUCUGAAGGUAUUGACGCCGCGCCCGACUCUAAUUCGGGGCUAUACCCACCGUUGCCCGUAGCAACGCCAUGCAUCAAAGCAAUAUCUCCCAGCGAAGGCUGGACGUCAGGGGGCUCUACCGUAAUAAUAGUGGGGGACAACUUUUUCGAUGGACUUCAAGUUGUAUUUGGAACUAUGUUGGUAUGGAGCGAGUUGAUAACAUCACAUGCGAUAAGAGUUCAAACUCCACCACGGCACAUACCUGGCGUAGUUGAAGUAACACUUUCAUACAAGAGCAAGCAAUUCUGCAAAGGAGCGCCUGGAAGAUUCGUAUAUGUUUCAGCUCUCAACGAGCCUACAAUAGAUUACGGCUUUCAGAGACUACAGAAACUUAUACCACGGCAUCCUGGUGAUCCAGAAAAACUACCAAAGGAGAUAAUUCUAAAGCGAGCAGCAGACCUUGCGGAGGCCUUGUAUUCAAUGCCUCGUAAUAACCAACUUGGUCUAUCCGCUCCUCGCUCGCCCUCCAGUAUGCCCUUCAACUCAUACACAGGACAGUUGGCGGUCAGCGUCCAAGAUACUGCCGCCUCACAGUGGACUGAAGAAGAGUACGCACGCAGCGGCGGUUCGGUAUCUCCGCGGUAUUGUUCUGCCGCAUCAACGCCGCAUGCGCCAGCCGCCUACCCACCGCAACACUACCCUGCACCACCUACCUCACUCUUCAAUACCUCCUCGCUGUCUCUAGGUCCCUACCACCCGGCCAACGUAAACGGACAUACAGAAUACAAUGCUUACAAAGAAACCGAGCAUUAUACAGAAAGAAAUGACGAUAAUAAAACCAUCUAUCAAAACAAUCAUACGAAAUGUAUCGACACGAAAACGCAUAAAGAAAAGUCCCGAAGUGCGUUCGCAGUUGUCAGACAAAGUCCACCGCGUAAUUUCCAACAGCAAAAUUGGCAACAUCUAGCUGUACAGUCAGGAAUGGGCGGUCUGGUGUCAUCGCCUUUUAGCGUGAACCCGUUCUCGCUGCCCACGUGCAGCGCACAGCAAUACGCGCAGACAGCGCCGCUUGCCUCCAAGUAA
Molecule: messenger RNA, 2082 nt
Organism: Danaus chrysippus (African queen)
Lineage: Eukaryota; Metazoa; Arthropoda; Insecta; Lepidoptera; Nymphalidae
Source: the annotation of a GenBank genome assembly